Molecule: messenger RNA, 1194 nt
Organism: Lottia gigantea (owl limpet)
Lineage: Eukaryota; Metazoa; Mollusca; Gastropoda; Lottiidae
Exons: 1
Coding region: 46-294 (82 amino acids)
Source: RefSeq, a predicted model, not a curated record
ACAGUUGAACUUGGUGCUUUGACAGUUGAAUUGGACACAUGGACAAUGGAACCUAUCACUUUGACAGUUGAACUUGGUGCUUUGACAUUUGAAUUGGACACAUGGACAAUGGAACUUAGCACUUUGACAGUUGAACUGGACACAUGGACAGUUGAACUUGGUGCUUUAAGAGUUGAACUGGACACAUGGACAAUGGAACUUAGCACUUUGACAGUUGAACUGAACGCAUGGACAGUUGAACUUGGUGUCUUGACAGUUGAACUGGAUACAUGGACAGUUGACCAAAACACAUGAACAGUUGAACUUGGUGCCUUGACAGUUGAACUAGAUACAUGGACAGUUGACCAGAACACAUGAACAGGUGAACUUGGUACUUUACAGUUGACUAGUACACAUGGACAGUUGACCUUGAACAGGACAUAUGGGCAGUUGACCGGGACACAUGAACAGUUGACCUUGACCGGGACACUUGAACAGGACACAUGAACAUAUGAACGGAAACCUUGAAUAGGACACAUGGGCAGUUGAACUGGACACUUAAAAUGGGUUUCAUUCUGGUAUCAAUCUAGUAAGCAAUUAAAAUAUUUUUUUUCAGAAUUUGAGGUAGGUUAUCAUGUUUACAGUUUUAAAUCAUACAUAAUAUACAAUAUCUGUGAGAUAUAAGCUCAUGAAAGUUUUCUUCUUAGUUAGGCUUCUCAGGUGGAGAGGUCAUGCAUUAAGAGUCUAUAGUCUUAAUACCUGCCUAUCUCCAAUUAAGGCUACAUUACAGCUAUGCAUUUUCUUUUCAUUCCAUCCAAACAAAUUGUAUUCCAUUUAGUGUUCAGGAUAUCUGGAAUAGUGUUUUAUUUGCUCAGGAAGAUAGAUUUAAACAACCUUUAAGUUGGUUUAUUAUUUUUGUGAUAUAUUUAUAUAUAUCAGUGGGCAAACCAAAUAGGUUUUAUAUUUAGUAACAUAAGAAAGAGAAAAACUUUGUAAAUUUUAAAUUGAAAUCUUAUGAUCAACAUAUCUUCCAAAAUAUGUUCUUCCUUAUCAAAGUUUGUCUCGUUCCAAUGAGUAUAAUUUUUAUUUUGUAUUAUAUUCUCUGUAUAAUAAAUCAUGUCAUUAUAACCUAGUCAUUUCAUUUGCUCAAUUAUUUUUGAUAAUCAUAAUAAGGUCUUAUUUUUGUAUGUAAAUAAAUAUCUAUUUUAAAUAUUU